AUGGAAAAUGGGCCUGAAUUUGAAGCUAGGAUACGACAAAAUGAGAUCAACAACCCCAAAUUCAACUUUCUGAACCCUAAUGACCCUUACCAUGCAUACUACCGCCACAAGGUCAGCGAGUUCAAGGAGGGGAAGGCGCAGGAGCCCUCGGCCGCAAUCCCCAAGGUCAUGCAGCAGCAGCAGCAAACCACCCAACAGCAGCUGCCUCAGAAGGUCCAAGCCCAGGUGAUCCAAGAGACUAUCGUGCCCAAAGAGCCCCCUCCUGAGUUUGAGUUCAUCGCAGAUCCCCCCUCCAUCUCCGCCUUCGACCUGGAUGUGGUGAAGCUGACGGCUCAGUUUGUGGCGCGGAAUGGACGCCAGUUUCUGACACAGCUAAUGCAAAAAGAGCAGCGCAACUACCAGUUUGACUUUCUUCGCCCGCAGCACAGCCUCUUCAACUACUUCACAAAGCUGGUGGAACAGUAUACCAAGAUCUUAAUUCCACCAAAAGGCUUACUCACAAAGCUCAAGAAAGAAGCUGAAAAUCCCCGAGAAGUUCUGGACCAGGUGUGCUACCGAGUGGAGUGGGCCAAGUUCCAGGAGCGUGAAAGGAAGAAGGAGGAGGAGGAGAAAGAGAAGGAGCGAGUAGCCUAUGCCCAGAUUGACUGGCAUGAUUUUGUGGUAGUGGAAACUGUGGACUUCCAGCCUAAUGAGCAAGGGAACUUUCCCCCUCCUACCACCCCUGAGGAGCUGGGGGCCCGGAUCCUCAUUCAGGAGCGCUACGAGAAGUUUGGGGAGAGUGAGGAGGUCGAGAUGGAGGUCGAGUCCGAUGAGGAGGAUGAGAAACAGGAGAAGACAGAGGAGCCUCCAUCCCAGCUUGACCAGGACACUCAAGUGCAGGACAUGGAUGAGGGUUCAGACGAUGAAGAAGAAGGGCAAAAAGUGCCCCCACCCCCAGAGACACCCAUGCCUCCACCUCUUCCCCCAACUCCAGACCAAGUUAUUGUUCGCAAGGAUUAUGACCCCAAAGCUUCCAAGCCGCUGCCUCCAGCCCCUGCUCCAGAUGAGUAUCUCGUGUCCCCGAUUACUGGGGAGAAAAUCCCUGCCAGCAAAAUGCAGGAACACAUGCGGAUUGGGUUGCUGGACCCCCGCUGGCUAGAGCAGCGGGAUCGCUCCAUCCGAGAGAAGCAGAGCGACGAUGAGGUGUAUGCGCCAGGCCUGGACAUUGAGAGCAGCUUGAAACAGUUGGCUGAGCGGCGUACUGAUAUCUUUGGUGUGGAAGAAACAGCCAUUGGUAAGAAAAUUGGUGAAGAGGAGAUCCAGAAGCCAGAGGAAAAGGUGACUUGGGAUGGCCACUCAGGCAGCAUGGCCCGAACCCAGCAGGCUGCCCAGGCCAACAUCACCCUCCAGGAGCAAAUUGAAGCCAUCCACAAAGCCAAGGGCCUGGUUCCAGAAGAUGACACCAAAGAGAAGAUUGGCCCCAGCAAGCCCAAUGAAAUUCCCCAGCAGCCACCACCUCCAUCCUCAGCCACCAACAUCCCCAGCUCAGCCCCACCCAUCACCUCUGUGCCCCGGCCGCCUGCGAUGCCACCUCCUGUCCGCACCACAGUGGUAUCCGCAGUGCCUGUCAUGCCCAGGCCCCCAAUGGCAUCUGUGGUGCGCUUGCCCCCAGGCUCAGUGAUCGCCCCCAUGCCACCCAUCAUCCACGCACCCAGGAUCAACGUGGUGCCCAUGCCUCCCUCGGCUCCUCCUAUCAUGGCGCCCCGUCCACCCCCCAUGAUUGUACCAACAGCCUUUGUGCCUGCUCCACCUGUGGCACCUGUCCCAGCUCCGGCCCCAAUGCCCCCUGUCCACCCUCCACCUCCCAUGGAGGAUGAGCCUACCUCUAAGAAGCUGAAGACGGAAGACAGCCUCAUGCCUGAGGAGGAGUUUCUGCGCAGAAAUAAGGGUCCAGUGUCCAUCAAAGUCCAGGUGCCCAACAUGCAGGAUAAGACGGAAUGGAAGCUGAAUGGCCAGGUGCUGGUCUUCACCCUCCCACUCACAGACCAGGUCUCUGUCAUCAAGGUGAAGAUUCACGAAGCCACAGGAAUGCCUGCAGGGAAACAGAAGCUGCAGUAUGAGGGCAUCUUCAUCAAGGACUCCAAUUCACUGGCGUACUACAACAUGGCUAAUGGCGCCAUUAUCCACCUGGCCCUUAAGGAGAGAGGCGGGAGGAAGAAAUAAGAGAGAGCCCUGCUGACCGGUCUAGCCAUUCCCGUUUACCUCUCCUGUCCCCCACUCUGCCCCUAACCCGCAAGGUCCCUUUGGGACCUUAGGCCCUGCCUGCAUAUCUGUUUCCUCUU
Molecule: messenger RNA, 2321 nt
Organism: Elephantulus edwardii (Cape elephant shrew)
Lineage: Eukaryota; Metazoa; Chordata; Mammalia; Macroscelidea; Macroscelididae
Gene: SF3A1
Product: splicing factor 3a, subunit 1, 120kDa
Exons: 15
Coding region: 1-2202 (733 amino acids)
Biological process (GO): mRNA cis splicing, via spliceosome; regulation of alternative mRNA splicing, via spliceosome
Cellular component (GO): U2-type prespliceosome; catalytic step 2 spliceosome; U2 snRNP
Molecular function (GO): RNA binding; protein binding
Source: RefSeq, a predicted model, not a curated record